Molecule: messenger RNA, 1635 nt
Organism: Oryza brachyantha (malo sina)
Lineage: Eukaryota; Viridiplantae; Streptophyta; Magnoliopsida; Poales; Poaceae
Product: F-box protein At5g03100-like
Exons: 5
Coding region: 130-1401 (423 amino acids)
Molecular function (GO): protein binding
Source: RefSeq, a predicted model, not a curated record
CCCCUCCCUGCAUCUUGACCUUGAUCUUGAUCGGGUCGUCGUCUUCUUCCUCUCCGGCCUCCCAAUCCAAUCCUCGCAGUCGCAGGUUUCGCCGUUUGCCCGGGCGCCGCUCGCGGCGUGUUCGACGGAAUGCCUCGUGGGAGGAGGAAGAGGGAGGCGGUGGAGGGCGGCGGCGGCGGCGGCGGCGUGGACUAUAUCGGCGCCCUUCCGGACGUCCUCCUGGAGCACGUGCUGUCGUUCCUGGAGACGAAGGAGGUCGUGCGUACGUGCGUGCUCGCCCGGCGUUGGCGCCACCUCUGGGCGUCCAUGCCCGUCCUGCGCGUCACGGCCAGGGACAGCGGCCAUGCGCUCCACAAGUUCAUGGACCAUCUGCUGAUCCUCCGCAACCGAUCGCCCCUGGAAGCCUGCGUGUUCGACUUCAGCGUCUUCUCCAACUCCAAGGACGACAUGUCCUUCGUGAACCUCUGGAUCCGGUACGUCUUGUCGUGCAGAGUUCGCGUGCUCACUCUCCACAUCGGUGGGCUUCGGUUGAUUAAUCUGCCUGUGGUCUCGGGAAUCUUGACUACGUUGGACCUUGGCAGUCUGAGUGUAUACGGCAUGUUUCUUGAUUUCUCGAGCUGUCCGGUGCUGGAAGUGCUGAAUAUGACCAAAUGCACCAUAUUUGCUGACAAAAUCUCUUCCAUGUCCCUCAAGCGUCUGAGCAUCUGUGAAUGCAAGUUCAAGUCUGACAUGAGGGCAACUAUCUCUGUACCAAGUCUUCUCUUCUUGCAACUAACAGCUGUCAAGGGUAGAAUUCCUUUCCUUGAGGAUAUGCCAGUGUUGGUAACAGCGGAAGUUAUACUGUCUGACUCCUCUUGUAAGGAUCGUUGCCGCAGCAAUGACCCUGGGUAUUGCCCUAUUGGCUGUGCGCAUUGUUAUGGCAUUGACGAUGGCAGUGCAGGCUGUGUGCUUCUAAAAGGUUUGGCUGAUGCUAUGCAUUUGGAGUUGGUAGCUGAUCCUGAAAUGUUUAUACUCAGAAGGGAUUUGAGAUGGUGCCCUACAUUUAAUAAUCUGAAGACUUUAUUACUCAGUGGGUGGUUUGAGUCUCCUGUACAAUCUGCACUAAUUUGUAUUCUUCAACACUCCCCAUUUCUGGAGAAGCUUACUCUUCAGCUUUUUAAGAAACCUGAAAUCAAUUUGCAAUCAAAAGCAAUAUACAAUUUGAUAGAACAGCCAUUUGCAUCAGAAAACCUUAAGACAGUUGAAGUUAAAUGUGAAGAUAUCGACCAGAGACUUCACAAACUUAUGAAGUCCUUGAACAGCUAUGGCAUACCUCCUGAGAAAUUUACUAUCCAACAAACAAUUUCAUCGUAUGAGUGCUUUAAUUUCGUUUGGACCGGAUUCAUCCCAAGGCAGAGUUAAAGAAGAUCCAAGCUAUCAACGUAUCAUUCUCCUUAAUUCGCUAUGGAUGUAGAACAAGUUUGCAGUCACCAGGUGCUGUUGCCUGAAACCUGUGCAAAUCUUAAAACCGACUUCAAACUCGUUGGUGAGGUUUGGUAAAAUGACUGUGUAACUUCAAAUUCGUUGGUGAUGUUUGGUGACCUAUAUAAAUCUGCAUGAACUGUUCCUUUUUUUACAUAAUAGAAUUAAUUCAUU